Molecule: messenger RNA, 1497 nt
Organism: Necator americanus (New World hookworm)
Lineage: Eukaryota; Metazoa; Nematoda; Chromadorea; Rhabditida; Ancylostomatidae
Exons: 13
Coding region: 1-1497 (498 amino acids)
Biological process (GO): amino acid transmembrane transport
Cellular component (GO): membrane
Molecular function (GO): L-amino acid transmembrane transporter activity
Source: RefSeq, a predicted model, not a curated record
AUGCCCGAUGGCACAGAUGUUAGCGAUGCGACCCGAAAUAAAAUGGGAUUCAUUGCUUGUACAAGUUACGUAGUAGGAAACAUAAUUGGAUCGGGAAUAUUUAUAACUCCGACGAGUAUACUGAAUUACACUCAAUCGAUAGGAUUGUCGCUUAUAGUAUGGUUAGGAUGUGGUUUAAUAUCGUUGAUAGGUGCUAUUUGUUAUAUCGAAUUAGGAACUUCUAUAUUGGAACCUGGUUGUGAUUUUGCGUACACAGUUUAUGUUGGUUGGGAAGCAAUCGCGUUUGCAUUUAUGUGGGUUUCGGUGUUUGUCACAUAUCCUGCGUCUGCUGCUGUUCAGGCGCGCACUUUUGGUCAAUACAUCGUGAGCGGCAUUUCUCCCCUCUUUCUACUCGAGUCGGUUUGGAACGAGUUUGUGGAGCGAUGUUUAGGCUAUAUUCUAGUUUUUGUUCUCACCAUGUUGAACUUUUUUUCAAUUGACCGAUUCGCUGCUCGGUUUCAAGUGAUUGUCACCAGUGCCAAGAUGCUUGCAAUGGGAAUAAUUAUUCUCACUGGUUUUUAUUACCUCGUUUUCAAAGGAUGGACGGAGAAUUUGGAGCAACCGAUGUCUGGAAGUGUAUGGGCACCUGGAAAGCUCACUUUAGCAUUCUAUGGUGGUUUGUGGAGCUAUGCUGGUUGGGACAUACUUAACUACGGAACUCCCGAGAUUAGCAAGCCGAGAAGAACUAUGCCACUCUCACUCAUCUCCGGAAUUCUGAUUGUUUGUGCCACCUAUAUUGCCAUCAACGUCUCUUAUUUUGUUGUUCUUUCACCAGAUGAAAUGAAGAAUAGCACUGCUGUUGCGGCGGACUUCGCUCAGAAGACACUAGGAAACUUCUCAUAUGCAAUCCCAUUUAUGGUCGCCAUUUUAUUGAUCGGCACUCUUAACAGCAAUAUUUUCUGUGGUUCGAGAUUUAUGCAUGCUGCUGCUCGCGAAGGUCACUUGCCUACUUGUAUCAGCUGCGUCAACGAGGCUUCAAAUAGUCCAAGAGCCGCUCUCCUCGGACAGCUCAUUUGCACAUUUAUUGUGUCGUUCGUGGAUACUGAUACACUAAUCAACUACGUGACUUUUGUGAUGUGGGCGCAGAAAGUGGUUACAGUGGCUGCGUUACUGUAUCUCCGUCAUAGCAAGAUGCCAGUAGCGGAAGGUGCAAUUAAAGUGCCUAUUUCGUUAAGUGUAAUUUUCAUGGUGUUAAGCUUAGCGCUCGUCGUUGUUCCAUUCGUUGAGGAACCAGUAGUCACCUUCACAGGAGUAGCAGUUGUGUUUAGUGGCUUGAUUUUCUUCUUCGCAUUAGUGAAACCAGAAAAAGCACCGACAAUCCUGCAACGUAUAAACGAGGGAAUGACGAAAAUAACGUGCCGACUAUUGUUCAGUCGACCGGACCUGAAGAAGGGCGUUUGCGAAGUGGUGAAGUACAGCGACGAGAUACGUGGCCUUGGAACGGAAUCGGGCUCCUAG